AUGAAACAAAAGACAGCAGGAUAUGUUGUUCUUGGUAGCACAUGGUCUAUAUUAAUGAUUGCUAUCGUAUCAUAUCUAUAUGUAUCAUGCAAUAGUACGGCAUUAUAUUAUUGGUGUUGGGUAUGGUUAUGUCCAUUUAUGGUAUGGAAUUGGGUCACUAUAGCGUGGUGUGAUUCCGAAUUAUUUGCAAAUUCAAAACGUAGACUCGUGAGUUAA
This is a messenger RNA of Maudiozyma barnettii, 216 nucleotides long. RefSeq names its product Eri1p (gene ERI1). The transcript has a single exon. The record is from RefSeq and is a predicted model, not a curated record. NCBI's taxonomy places the organism in Eukaryota, Fungi, Ascomycota, Saccharomycetes, Saccharomycetales, Saccharomycetaceae. Bases 1 to 216 code for a protein of 71 amino acids.